This is a messenger RNA of Raphanus sativus (radish), 1681 nucleotides long. RefSeq lists its product as uncharacterized. The record is from RefSeq and is a predicted model, not a curated record. The transcript has 3 exons. NCBI's taxonomy places the organism in Eukaryota, Viridiplantae, Streptophyta, Magnoliopsida, Brassicales, Brassicaceae. The coding region runs from base 14 to 1363 and encodes 449 amino acids.
CAAACCGACGAGCAUGUUCUUCAAGCCCAGCGAGUACAGCAAGAAAAUAAAGCUUGGCACAAGGUGUAUGAUAGCUAGCGCGAUUAAGACGCUAAAAGAUCUGAGACCUAAGCUGUCUAACGCGGAGUGGAGCUGGUUCACGGAGCAUCCCCAAUUCAAACACAUUUUCCACAUGAAGACGGAGAAUAACCAUAGGGUACAUGGGAUGUGGAUGUUGUUGUUGCGUACUGCUGGUAGCGAGAGGCAGAGAGAGAGGUGGUUUAUAGUGAAUGGGGUUGCUAUCCGUUACGGGCUGAGGGAGCAUGGUUUGAUAUCUGGCCUAUUCUGUCACAACUAUCCUCUCGGCUACAAACAGCUUGGUGGGACGAGGUUUGUUGAUCGUCAUUUCAAGGAAGGAGAAUCUAGAAGGUUAGAGGAUGUUAAGAAGAAGCUGGUGAACAUGGGACCCCACAAAGACAGACUGAAGAUGGCGGUUCUAUUCUUCUUAGCUUCGGUUGUUUGUGCGCAAACCAAGGCUGGACACAAGGCUAAUGAUGUUUUGGAGGUGUUCCAGAGAGCAGUGGACGAUCUUGACUACUGCAAGUCCUUUCCGUGGGGGAGAUUGUCAUAUGAUUACAUGCUGAAAGAGAUAUCUCACACAAUGGAGCAUUUUGGAGGAGUGGUGAAAGAGAAAACAUUAUGGCCGCUUCCAGGAUUUUGUGUUCCAUUAGAGCUUCUUGCAUUCGAGGCAAUUCCCAAGCUAGGAGUUGCGUUCAGAGAGCCUGUUGAUGGAGCUUCUCCCAACUGUCCGAGGAUGUGUAAGAGCUCAUUCAAAAGAAAUGGAUCCACAGGGGUGUCACUUGCUGUGAUAAACAAGGAACUGGGUAACACAACUGUUAUUGACAGCAUCAUCCCCACCAGAACUCCACAAGAAGAAAGACUGUUGGAUGAGAUUUUGGAAGAUGAAGACGACGUUGAUCAAUCCGAUAUAGCUGUGGACAGUUGGGAGAAGUGUCUGGAUGCAGGUGAAAAGAUAUUUUUUAAAGACAUGUUCGACGAAGAUGUAGCUGGGCGUUCAAAACAGCCAGAACCGAUUGAAGAUGCAGCAGGGGAUGGAGUACAGAUAGGUGAGCAGUCGGUUCAAGUGGGAGAUGUUAUGACGUUGGUGACGUUGGUGAAAAAGACAAUGAAACUGUUGAAGACAGUUGACAAGAAGGUGGACCAGUUGGAUGGGAGACUGGACCAGUUGGAUGGGAGAUUGGCCCCUAUUGAGGAGUUUGUCAAGGAAGCACAAGGCAAAGAAGCAGAGGUAGAUGAAGCAGAAGCACACGGGAAAGGUAAAAGCCAGAAACGCAAGAGGUCUGUGGGUAAAGGCAAGAAGUGAAGCUAUGUUUAUCUAGUUUGUUGUGGAUUUAGAUCUUUGGAUGUUUAUCUAGUUUGUCUUUGUGGAUUUAGAACUUUAACUAUGUUAUGACUAUCUUGUUAUGACUAUUUUGCUCCUUUAAUUUUGUUAUGUGUUGACCAUGAGAGUUAAAGUGAGAGCUACAAAUUGUAGGUAUUAGCUUAAAAUGAUUGGACAGAAUACAAACUUUUUUAAAAUUAACAUGAGAUAAUAUGAGAUGAGAUUCAAGACAUGAGAUAAGGGUUCUAACAUUAGAUAAGAUUCAAGACUAGCUUCGAAUAUAACAUAAGUUUUGACAGA